AUGAUUUCUGUCUUCACCAAACCUCAGUUAUUAGCAUUUGGACCAAACAAGAACAGCAUCUCUUUUAUCCUCCCACAAUUUUCUUUGAAGUUUAAUCUUCAAAUGGCUCGAUCUGCAAUUGAUGAGAUGUCAGAUACUGGUGCAUUUAAGAGAACUGCUUCAACGUUUCGCAACUUCAUUUCAAGAGAACCAAAUUCAACAUUCCCACCAGAGUCCGGAAGGUAUCAUCUUUAUGUGUCCUAUGCUUGCCCUUGGGCAUCUAGGUGUCUUGCUUACUUGAUGAUUAAAGGACUUGAAAAGGCCAUAACUUUCACGUCUGUGAAACCCAUAUGGGAAAGAACAAAAGAGAGUGAUGAACAUAUGGGAUGGGUGUUUCCUGCUUCAGCGACUGAGGAACCAGAUGCUGAGCCUGAUCCUUUGAAUGGGACAAGAAGUAUAAGAGAACUUUAUGAGCUUGCAAGCACAAAUUAUGUCGGAAAGUACACAGUUCCAGUAUUGUGGGAUAAGAAGCUCAAGACAAUUGUUAAUAAUGAGAGUUCGGAGAUUAUUCGUAUGUUUAAUACUGAAUUCAAUGAUAUAGCUGAAAAUGCAACUUUGGAUUUGUAUCCAUCCCACUUGCGAGCACAGAUUGAUGAAACCAAUGAAUGGGUUUAUAAUGGGAUAAAUAAUGGUGUUUAUAAAUGUGGAUUUGCAAGGAAGCAAGGGCCUUAUGAGCAGGCUGCAAAAGAGUUAUAUAAAGCUUUGGAUAAAUGUGACGAGAUGCUUGGGAAGCAAAGAUAUAUCUGUGGAAACACACUUUCUGAAGCAGAUAUUAGGCUGUUUGUCACCCUUAUAAGAUUUGAUGAGGUUUAUGCAGUUCACUUCAAAUGCAACAAAAAGCUACUGCGAGAAUACCCAAAUCUGUUCAACUACACCAAAGACAUCUUCCAAAUUCCAGGCAUGAGUAGCACUGUAAACAUGCAGCAUAUCAAGCGGCAUUAUUAUGGAAGCCAUCCUUUUAUCAAUCCCUUCGGAAUAAUUCCUCUCGGCCCAGACAUUGACUAUUCUUCACCCCACGACAGGAACAGGUUUUCUUCAUAG
Dovyalis caffra is the source of this 1080-nucleotide messenger RNA. The record is from the annotation of a GenBank genome assembly. NCBI's taxonomy places the organism in Eukaryota, Viridiplantae, Streptophyta, Magnoliopsida, Malpighiales, Salicaceae.